Messenger RNA from Striga asiatica, 381 nucleotides. The record is from the annotation of a GenBank genome assembly. NCBI's taxonomy places the organism in Eukaryota, Viridiplantae, Streptophyta, Magnoliopsida, Lamiales, Orobanchaceae.
AUGUGCCUCCAUCCGCCGCCGCCACAAGAGUUCUCCCUCGAUUUGUACGACGACAGAGCCUUUAUUAGGGACGGCCUAGAUCUCGCUGCCGAUGCGUCGACGGUGGUGAUGAACCUGAGGGAGCCCGGGGUCUCCUCGAUCGAGACGUCGGCUAUCAAGUUCACAAAAGAGGGUGGUAUCUCCAUAACUGCUUUUGUGGAAAAAUCUCUAAGACAUCCUCGGGCCCCGACUUUUUUCCUGUCCCAAGUAAAAGAUACCGGCUUAGGAAUUAACCCACAGGAUAUUCCCAAGCUGUUCAUGAAAUUCGUACAGUCUCCAGUACCUUCGCGAAGGAGCUCCGGCGGCUUCUCCCUGUUUCAGAUACGACAGGCAAAAAAGUGA